AUGAAUUCUUUAAGUGAUAACGAAAAAAAAGCUGCAAUGAAAGAAAAGUUUGAAUCUUUACUAAAUAAGCGUGAUGUGAAAGAGAACAGUUCUUCGCUCACCCGUGAAAAAUUAUUAAGUUUGAUAGCUGAUGUAAAGAAAUCUAAAACAUCAGAUAAGAAAGUGCCACGUGAUUAUUGGUUACUUCAACAUUACGAUGUCCUUGAAGUUCAAGGAGUAGAAAAAUUAAUAGUCCCAGUAACAAAUGCAACAUCAGAUGUAAUGUUUUAUUGCUCAAGUGAUUCUUUGUUUGACAUUUUGCACGAAACUCAUUUAUCUAUUGGGCACGGUGGUAGAGACCGAAUGAUAAAAGAACUUAAUCUUCGUUACAAAAAUAUUACGCAAAAUGAUAUUAAGGUUUUCCUGAAUUUUUGUGAAUCUUGUCAACAAAAACGCAAAGCGGGCAGAAAAAAUGUCGUUGUUAAGCCCAUGAUUUUUUCACAUAUGAAUUCAAGAUGUCAGGUUUACCUCAUAGAUUUUCAAUCACAACCUGAUGGAAACUAUAAAUUUAUUUUAGUUUAUCAAGAUCACCUUACAAAGUUUGUGGUUUUAAGACCUCUUCAAACAAAGAGAGCAGAAGAAAUUGCAGGACAGUUGCUUGAUAUUAGCCCCAUGUUUGGAGCCCCAUGUAUAUUGCAGUCGGACAAUGGAAGAGAAUUUUGUAACAAACUUAUUGAUGACUUAAAAGUAAUUUGGCCAGAGUUUAAGAUCGUGCAUGGCAAACCAAGACAUAGCCAAAGCCAAGGCCAAGGCAGUGUUGAGAGAGCCAAUCAGGACAUAGAAAAUAUGUUGACGACUUGGAUGCAAGACAACCAGUCAACUUCGUGGAGUAACGGGUUAAAAUUUAUCCAGUUUAUGAAGAACAGAGCGUUCCAUUUUGGUAUUAAAAGAUUCCCCUACGAGGAUAUGUUUGGUUGCGCAGCCAGAGUUGGAUUGUCAACAGCUGCCAUUCCGAAGGAAGCACUUAAUUCGUUGGUUGACGAAGAUCAAUUACAAAAUACUUUGACUGCAAUGAAUGUUUCUUCUCAACCUGAUAAUGAAAAAGUAAUUGAACAAACAGUAUUAAAUAAUCCCAUUAAGAAGCUAUAA
This is a messenger RNA of Argiope bruennichi, 1128 nucleotides long. RefSeq names its product KRAB-A domain-containing protein 2-like. The record is from RefSeq and is a predicted model, not a curated record. Gene Ontology annotation, molecular function: nucleic acid binding. The coding region runs from base 1 to 1128 and encodes 375 amino acids. The transcript is spliced from 2 exons. NCBI's taxonomy places the organism in Eukaryota, Metazoa, Arthropoda, Arachnida, Araneae, Araneidae. Gene Ontology annotation, biological process: DNA integration.